Yarrowia lipolytica CLIB122 is the source of this 1221-nucleotide messenger RNA. RefSeq lists its product as uncharacterized. Lineage: Eukaryota; Fungi; Ascomycota; Dipodascomycetes; Dipodascales. Gene Ontology annotation, cellular component: cytosol. Gene Ontology annotation, molecular function: tRNA-guanosine(34) queuine transglycosylase activity. The record is from RefSeq and is a predicted model, not a curated record.
AUGAUCCGAAACAUGACCAAAAAACCGCUGGAGUUCACGCUGCGGGCCAAGUGCUCGCGAUCUAAAGCCCGGGCUGCCGACAUGGACCUGCCCCACGGCCGGGUCAAGACGCCCAUGUUCAUGCCCGUGGCUACCCAGGCGUCUCUCAAGGGUCUGACUCCAGAACAGCUGGAGAAGUCCUUGGGGUGCAACAUUUGUCUGAACAACACCUACCACCUCGGUCUGAAGCCAGGCCAGGACACCCUCGACCGAGUGGGAGGCGCGCACAAGUUCCAGAACUGGAACAAAAACAUUUUGACCGACUCUGGAGGGUUUCAAAUGGUGUCUCUGCUCAAGCUGGCCCGGAUCACUGAGGAAGGAGUGGAAUUCCAGAGCCCCCAUGACGGCUCUCCCAUGCUUCUGACGCCAGAACAUUCCAUGUCGCUGCAGAACUCGAUCGGCUCCGACAUCAUGAUGCAGCUUGACGACGUUGUGGCCACCCUCACUGAGGGCCCUCGUAUGGAGGAGGCCAUGCAUCGAUCUAUCCGGUGGCUGGAUCGAUGCAUCAAGGCCCACAAGAACCCGGACACUCAGAACCUGUUUGCCAUCAUCCAGGGCGGCUUGGACGCGGACAUGCGAAAGUUUUGCUGCCACGAAAUGAUUAAAAGAGACACCCCAGGCUACGCCAUUGGAGGGCUGUCUGGAGGAGAGAACAAGGAGGCCUACUGCGAGGUGGUGACCACCUGCACAGACAUUCUGCCCGAAAACAAACCCCGAUACUGCAUGGGAGUGGGCUACGCGGAGGACUUGGUGGUCUCUGUGGCUCUGGGAGCAGAUCUGUUUGACUGUGUGUACCCGUCACGAACUGCUCGGUUUGGAAAUGCCAUUACUCGAUACGGAAACCUCAACCUCCGAAACAAACAGUAUGCCGACGAUUUCCGGCCUAUUGAGGAGGGCUGCAAGUGUCCCACCUGUCGUCCCAAGUCCGAGGGAGGCAUGGGUAUCACCAGAGCCGUUGUCAACUCUCUGGCUUCAAAGGAGACCACCGGAGCCCACUUUCUGACCCUGCAUAACAUCCACUACCAGCUCAAUCUCAUGGAUGAGGCCCGGGAGGCCAUCUUGGAGGACGAGUUCCCGGAGUUUGUCAAAAAGUUCUUCAAGGAUCUGCAUGGAGAUAAGGACAAGUACCCUCAAUGGGCGGUGGAUGCGUUGAGGGGAGUAGAUAUUGAUUUGUUGGACUAA